CCAAAACUCAAUAUGUGUGCAGUCUGUACACUUCUGUUAUGUAUAUACAUUCAUCCAUUCUGUGUAUAAAUAUGAUAAUAGUAAAGUCUCUACUAUUAUUUUUCAUGUCUAAAAGUAACUUCAAUAACAAAGAUUAUCAAAUAUAUCUGUGACUAUACUUAUGAAUAUCAUUUAUUGUCUGGUUCAUAAUAGAAGAAAAAGUAUUAUACUCAUUUAUAAUUAUGUGUGAAUUCUGAUGCCAGUGAAAUGAACAUCAAAAUACUUAACCACAGGAUCAUCAUGAACUGGAGUGAAAUUAAAUAUUUCUCAAUCUAUUCGAUAAAUUUGAUGUAAACUUAUAAUGCUUACAUGCAUGUUACUUUUGAUGAGUACUUAACUUCGUUUAGUCUUAUUUUCUGAAAGUCUUUGAAAUGUUAUCAUCGUAGAUAUCUAUGCUCAAAACUAUCGCUUUUACGGCUUUAAUUCUUCAUAUAUUACACUUGACUGAAAAUUCCAUUUGAUGCAAUCUCAAAAAAUAAUGUAAAUUUAUUUGAAUAUGUUAAAUGUCUCUAAAAAACAAACAAACUUGGAUAGUAAUUCUUCUAAAUAUGGAAUUUUACAGUGAAAUUUUAACAUCAUUAUAUAAACAGUUGUAAGACAAAUUAUUGUUAGUUUCUAUUAUUAUUUCCAAUAAUCCUUCUAGCCAACUAAUACUUUACAAUCAUCCCCUCAAACGGAGUCGGUUACUAGUACAAAUGGACAUAGUUUGAAUAAAUUAAUGGAAGAUUAUAAACCAAUCACUUCGCAUUCAGUAUUAUCAUCUUCGUCAUCACCCGUUUCUGAUUUUGUCGGUGCUGAUGUUGCUCCUGGCAGCGGCAAUUCUACUUGCCAUGAUGAUACUGCCAAUCCUAUCGAUUCUGAAUUGACAGCCUUUAAAAUGCAACAAUUACAACAUGAUGUAAUGCAACUUGAAACUGCAAUAAAGGACAACUUAAAUGAACAGAAGGAAUUGAAUGAUCGAUUAUUUGAACAAUUAGCUGAAGUAUCGAAACCUGAAAUUAGUAAAAAUAAAUCAUCUUCCUCCUUAUUGUCAUUGUCACCGAUAUCAAAUGAUCAAUCUGCCUUUCGUGAAAGUGAAAUUAAACGUAUUUAUAGUGAGAAGUUGAAAACACUUAAAAAACAAUUAAAAGCAUUAAAUGAACAAUUACAAACAACACGUUAUGUUAUUUCAAAAUCCACAACAUAUGAUGAUACUGGAUAUCGUAAGAAAAGUUCUUCACGUCCUGUCGGCUACUCAUUCUUUACACCUAACGAUAGAAAGAAACAUAAGAAAAUUACAAAAGGCCAUUUGACUACAUCCAAUUUGUUGUAUCCUCCUGAUUCAUCCAGCAUAUUCCUACCUGAGAAUGUAGCUAGCAGUAGUUCUCAACCACUUCGAACUGGUUCAUUACCUUCUACCAAUGGACUUAACCCUAUCAGUUGUGGUGGAUACGAUGCUGGUGGACGUAGUAUGAUUAGCGGUUUAAGUGGUAUAAUUAGUACAUCAAAAGAUGAUACAUGUCCCAGUAUAGAUCCAUCUGUUGCUGUCAAUUCUAACACUGGUGCAUUUUCAUGGUCAGAUGGUGGAGAUAAUACACUGGCACGAAUAUUUGAAUUUCUUGGUGUAUCACCACAUCAAGUGUUCAAUAGUCAAAAUCUAACCUCCAUUGGUAAUAAUAAUGUACCCGGUGUUGGUUCUUCAGGUUCAUCUGCAUUGUCUGCUUCAGGAUUAGGCGUGUUGGAUAAGACUAAAGCUGGAUCUAAAAGUCAUAUAAGUGGAGUAAAUGUUAUCUCACCAGAAUCACUUAGUACUCCUCAUAGUAGUGGUAUUGUUACUGGGAGUUUAAGUGGUGGUGUUGCUGCUGGUAGUAUUGGCCACUUAGGUAAUUCAGUAAUGAAUAUUUCACCACAUAAUUUGGCACUUGCAUUUGCUUAUCUUUAUCGUCGUCAAGAAUGUCAAUUUGCCUCUCUAACUAAUCAACAAUCACAGAUAUUUCAAGAACUUCGUGAUGAAUUGUCUGUUAUGCAUAGUGAAACACUUAGUAUUCAGUCUACACUGAAUAAUUUAACAACAGAAUUAGAAGCUAUUCGACGUGAUGCAACCACCAAAGCGGAGUUACAAAAUCAAAAACUAACCGAUGCCAGUUCACGUAUUGAACGAUUGGAUGCUAUAGCUGAAGAAUCUCGACAAGCUUUACCACAUGAAUUAGCAGCUAUACGUAAUGAAUUUCAUGAUUCCUUAUAUUCAGUUGAAUAUCAAGUGACUACAAAAAUACGCGACCUAAGUGAUAAUAUUACAAGUAUUAAUAAUAAGGUUGGUGUUUAUUUUUUACUUCUCUGCAUUAUGUGAAAUAAAAAUAGAAACCAUGUGGUUUUAUUGAAUCGAAUUUUUUUAGUGUAAAUCUUCUUUUUAAACCAGCUCUUUUAAUUUGCUAGGUAAUUUUAAACAAUGAUUUCUGUAGUGGUGGAAUCUUGCUCAGAGUUGACCAUGUGUGUGUUCAAAAAUUGAGCGAUCGAUUGAUUGACUUCCAUUUGGCUUUAAAUAACCGUAAGCAUGAUUGAAAAACCUCAUGAUCAAUCUAAUACACUUGAAUCACAUGGUACAGAAUUAGAUCGUGUUCGUCGUAAAGUAUUACAUUAUUUAACUGAUUUAUGUGUGUCAUUCUUUGCACUAGUUACUAUGCUACUACAAGUGCUUAUACGUUGUUUAAAUUUGGGCGCUGUUUUGACAGAAAAUAGGAAACUUGCUGUUUGCUUUUCCAUGACAUUGUUAGCUAGUUGUUUGCUUGUAUAUACAUCGGAUCCUAUUAUUUUAUGGCUCAGGGAAGAUGAUACCAUUACAAAUCCGUCUACAACAACAACAACCAUACAUCGAAGAUCUCAAUACUGGCGAAAUAUACUUAUUGCUAUCUUGUCAUUUUUUCGAAGUUUUUCCCGUGAAAUGUCUUGAACCAAUAUUUUGAUUUAUCUGUUUAAUCAUUCAAUUAAUUAUUCGGAAGUUUCUAAUGUACGUUUGUCUUGUCUUCUUUCUUUACUCAAUGGUUCACUUAACUUAAAGGUUUAUUAUCCUUCACGACAAUUACCUGGUGCUCCAUUAUAUAUAUAUAUAUAUAUAUAUAUAU
This is a messenger RNA of Schistosoma intercalatum, 3140 nucleotides long. The record is from the annotation of a GenBank genome assembly. Lineage: Eukaryota; Metazoa; Platyhelminthes; Trematoda; Strigeidida; Schistosomatidae.